This is a messenger RNA of Cuscuta epithymum, 2736 nucleotides long. The record is from the annotation of a GenBank genome assembly. NCBI's taxonomy places the organism in Eukaryota, Viridiplantae, Streptophyta, Magnoliopsida, Solanales, Convolvulaceae.
AUUUUCUUGGAUUGAUACUAUAGAACUAUAUGCUGACCAUCACCUGGACGAACCCAUUUUGAUUCCCCUUAUAGAAGGUUCAUUUUCUGAUGUUGGUAACCAUGAGAUUGGUGAUGAGAAUGAUGGUGGGCUGGGUAAUGAGUCUGCCAAUACAGAUUGGAGAGACCAAAUUAAAGUGCUGAAGUGAAUACAAGUGGUGUCCCAAAUGGCUAUGUUACAGAUGAAGAAUCAAAUAGAGGCUCAGAAGAUGAAGAGAGCAACAAUUCUGAUCCAUCCUCUGAUAAUGAUGGUACAAUCACUUACUCUGCAACAGAUGGGUCAGAUUGUUUUAUGAAUGGAAUGACCUUUGCAGAUGCUGAAGAGGCUAGGACUGCAAUUGCUAAUUAUGGGGUUAAGUAUGGUUACAAGCUGAAAAUCAAACCAAAUGAGAAGAAUAGACUGGCAGUGAAAUGUUUGAAUGAGGAAGGCUGCCCAUUUAGAUUAUGAUUUCACAAGAUGGGAAGAACUGUGGCUUGGCAGUGAAGAUUUGUAACACUGAGCACAAGUGUUUCCGACACUAUACUCUUCCUAGUGCUACUCAAAAGUGGCUCACAAAUUACUUUAAAGGGCACCUGCAGAGAAAUCCUAGCUUUCGAGUUACUGACAUGAAAGAGGAGGCUGAGAAGAAGUUGAAGAUAAAUGUAAGAUUGUAUAAAUGUAAAAGGGCAAAAAGGUUGAUUAUCCAAGAGAUGGAUGGUAGUUAUAAUGCUGAGUUUGGGUACCUAGAAGCAUAUGCUGCUACAUUAAAGAGGAGUAAUCCAGGUUCAAAAGCUGAAAUUGAACUUUGUAGUGAAGCAUUGAAAGAAGGGAGAAGAGUAUUCAAGAGAAUGUUUGUAUGCUUUGCUGCUUUGAGGCAGAACUGGCUGGCUGGCUGUAGAAGAAUCAUUGGUGUAGAUGGUUGCUUUCUAAAGGGUGUUUGUAAGGGUAAUCUGCUGAGUGCAGUGGGGUUGGAUGGAAAUGGGCAGAUGGUCCCUAUAGCAUGGGCUGUCAUUGAUAAAGAAAAUAAGUCUAAUUGGGGAAUUAACACUUAUUUCAGAUAUGCAAAAGGGGAUGAUUAUUGCUGCUCAAGAGGUCAUACCAGAUGCAGAGCAUAGGUUCUGUGCCCGACAUGUGUAUGCUAAUUGGUCAAAGAAGUGGAGAGGAAAUGAGUUCUGCAAAAAGUUUUGGAUAUGUUCCUAGAGCACAUAGAGCACAUAUGAGUCCUGCAGCUGAAUCUUAACAAGCUUGGAAAAUUGAGCACUGAAGCUGCUUCUGACCUUUUGAAGUAUCCAGUUCAAACUUGGUGUAGAGCAUACUUUAGUAGUAGAAGUUCAUGUUGGAUGGUUGAUAAUAACAUGACAGAGUCCUUCAAUUCAUGGAUCCGGGAAGCUAGGUCAAAACCUAUUGUAAGCAUGUUGGAAGAUAUACGAUUGAAGGCAAUGAAAAGAAUUUCAGAUUUUAAGACAAAUCAUGAUAAGUGGAUAAACGAUUGGUCUCCCUUAUGCAUGGAGUACUAUCAAGACAAUAAGGAGGCUGCUAGUGGCUGCAAUGUUAUAUUUAAUGGGGAUGUGGGGUUUGAGAUUGGAGAGGGGACAGAUAAGCACACAGUUGUGUUGGAUAAGAUGGUGUGCACUUGUAGAGCAUGGGAACUUACUGGAAUACCAUGCUUACAUGCCAUAUGUGCUUUCUAUUAUAGGAAGGUUGAUCCUAUCACCUACAUUUCGAGAUGGUAUCAUAAGGAGACUUAUAUGGCAGCAUAUUCAAACGCUUUGCAACCGGUACCUGGAAAAGCUUUCAUGAAGGUUGAUGAUUAUGAACCCAUUUUACCUCCCCCAGUCCCAAACCUACCUGGCAGACCAAAGAAGAACAGGGUUAGAUCAUCUACUGAGGUCAAAGGAUCUGGAAGUGCUUCUAAAUCUGCCAAUGCUACACCUCAAACUUGUGGGAUAUGCCAUAAGGAGGGCCAUAAGAGAGCUACAUGUCUUACUAAAGAUAGAGAUGCAAGUGUUGAAGGAGCAGAAGGGAAUGCACCUAUACCUGUGAAGAGACCUUCUAGUGUUGCUUUCUCAUCAAUUCCUACCACUACAGAAUCAGCUCCACCAACAAAUCCACACACUAAUGCUAAAAGGAGUACUGGUAAGUCUAAAGUCACAUGUAGAAGAAUAGCAAGGAAUAUAAGUAAACAAUCUGUAACAGGCUUUGGGUGCUAUGUGGAUAUCAACACUGGUGAGAAGACUUUAAAUCCUGGGAUGAGCAGUGAGGAAAUAGUUUCAGAUUUCCAGCCUCAAAUGCCACAUGACCCUGAUGUUACAGUCAGAUUUGCAAUCCCAAAUGAAAAAGAUAUCAGAGGGGCUGCCCGGGCUGAGAAGCAGUUGGAUGUGUCAUCAUAUAGAACAAUACCUUUCAAGGGUGAUGGUACAGAGGUGCAUAAUCCAGCAAACCUACCUUUUCAACCACCUGGUUUGCAAUGGAAUGGGAAUGCAGCAAUCAGCUCUAGGCAAUUGUUACAGAAGAUGCAGAUUAGGAGGCCAGGUUCCAUUCCAAAGUGAACAUGUUGAAGCAACACUCAAAUUUGGGGGAAUGAAGACUGACUAGAAGCAUUAGAUGUUUUCUAUGAAGUUUUACUACUUCUGGAACUAUAAGCAACCAUUGUGCGAAUUUGGGGUGCUACAUUAGGGCUUAUAAUGAUUUUUUUGAAUUUUGUAACCUCAUUAACAA